Messenger RNA from Hipposideros armiger (great roundleaf bat), 5958 nucleotides. It is a transcript of the gene ATAD2, whose product is annotated as ATPase family AAA domain containing 2. Gene Ontology annotation, cellular component: nucleus. Gene Ontology annotation, biological process: nucleosome disassembly; transcription initiation-coupled chromatin remodeling; nucleosome assembly. Bases 592 to 4716 code for a protein of 1374 amino acids. The transcript is spliced from 28 exons. The record is from RefSeq and is a predicted model, not a curated record. Gene Ontology annotation, molecular function: histone binding; ATP hydrolysis activity; chromatin binding. Lineage: Eukaryota; Metazoa; Chordata; Mammalia; Chiroptera; Hipposideridae.
CUUUUUAACUUGUUUUGGUUAAGCCAUCAGUAAGAGGCUCUUAAGGGUUAAAGUCAAAGCCCGACAAAGGCCAACUGCUUUUUACCUCUCCAGUCGGACUCGGCAUUUAGCGCUAGCAUCUUGCACUGGGAGAAGCCGGAGGCAGGUGUCGGGGCGGGGCGGAGCCGCCGAUCAGAGCGGGCGGGAGUCUCCCUUCCCCCUCUGACAGCCACGCGCCAAAAUUCCAAACGCGACUUCGCGCCGCUACCGGCCAUCUCCCUCCGCGGCGUCCAGCGAGCCGGAACUAUAUGAGAAAAAUAAGUCAGCGUUCUCACGCCCCUGACUGCUCAGGGGCUCAGCACCGCGGGCGCAGGUUCUCAAGUUCGGCCCGAAGUCCUUCGCUCUCCAGAUGGGAGGGUAGUUCCGAUCCCGCCGUUGGAGGGUGGCAGUGUGGGCGGGACGGGCGGCGGAUGGAUUCCGGGAGCGCGCGCGGAGCCCGCUGGCGCGGAGCUUGUGGCGCCAGAAUUCGGAGCGCGGAAGAGCCUGAGCGUCUGCAGCCCGGCGCCCGGCCCCGUCUCCCGCAGCCGACGUGGGCACCAGGAGCCGGAGAAGAUGGUGGUGCUCCGCAGCAGCCUGGAGCUGCACAGCCACUCUGCCGCCCCGGCCUCGAGCUCCCUGGACAUGUCCAACGGGUUCCUCAUCUCGGAGCAGAUCGGCCGGCGGCGGCUCCGCUCGGCCCGCGCGGCUGAGCAGUCGGCCGUCAGCGCGGCCGCCGCGGGCGAAGUUGAAACCUACCACCGGAAACGUGUUUUAAGGACUUUGAGAAAAAGUGCCCAGAAUUCUUCAGAUUCUAGUUUUGAUCAGAAUAUGGAAAUAACGGAGAAACAUGCUAAUGGCAGGCAUUUUACAAGGCAGUUGGCCAGACAGCAGGCUGCUAAAAAAAAAGAAGAGUGUAAAGAAGACAAAGGGAUUCCAGUUACUCAGUCAUUGAGGACCAGAAACAUCGUUCAGACUGCAGAACACUUGCAUGAAGAGAAUGGUGAUGUCGAAGUUCGCCGCAGUUGUAGGAUUAGAAGUCGUUACAGUAGCGUGAACCAGUCAGUGCUAUUUGACAAACUUAUAACGAACACUGCAGAAGCUGUACUUCAAAAAAUGGAUGACAUGAAGAAGAUGCGUAGACGGCGAAUGAGAGAGCUGGAAGACUUGGGAGUGUUCAAUGAAACAGAAGAAGGGAAUCUUAAUAUGUACACAAGAGGAAAACAAAAAACUAUUCAAAGAGCUGAUGAAGAAACAACUGACAAUCAAGAAGGCAGUGUGGAAUCAUCUGAAGAGGGUGAAGACCAAGAAGAUGAAGAUGAUGGUGAAGAUGAAGAUGAUGAAGAUGAUGAAGAUGAAGAUGAAGAUGAAGAAGAUGGAGAAGAAGAUAAUCAGAAACGAUAUUACCUUAGACAGAGAAAAGCUACUGUUUAUUACCAGGCUCCGUUGGAAAAACCUCGUCACCAGAGAAAGCCCAACAUAUUUUAUAGCGGCCCAGCUUCUCCUGCAAGACCAAGAUACCGAUUAUCUCCUGGGGGCCCACGAAGUCCUUACUGUAAACGAAUGAACAGGCGAAGACAUGCAAUCCACAGUAGUGACUCUACUUCAUCUUCCUCUUCAGAAGAUGAACAGCACUUUGAGAGGAGGAGGAAGAAGAGCCGUAAUAGAGCUAUCAACAGGUGCCUUCCACUGAAUUUUCGGAAAGAUGAAUCAAAAGGAAUUUAUAAAGAUCGAAUGAAAAUUGGAGCAAGCCUAGCUGAUGUUGACCCAAUGCAACUAGAUUCUUCAGUACGAUUUGAUAGUGUUGGUGGCCUGUCUAAUCAUAUUGCAGCUCUAAAGGAAAUGGUGGUGUUUCCAUUACUUUAUCCAGAAGUCUUUGAAAAAUUCAAAAUUCAACCUCCCAGAGGUUGUUUGUUUUAUGGUCCACCUGGAACUGGAAAAACUCUGGUUGCGAGAGCACUUGCCAAUGAGUGCAGUCAAGGGGAUAAGAGAGUAGCAUUUUUCAUGAGGAAAGGUGCCGACUGUCUGAGCAAAUGGGUAGGAGAAUCUGAAAGACAGCUACGAUUGCUAUUUGAUCAGGCUUACCAGAUGCGCCCAUCAAUUAUUUUCUUUGAUGAAAUUGAUGGUCUGGCUCCAGUACGAUCAAGCAGGCAAGAUCAAAUUCACAGUUCUAUUGUUUCCACCUUGCUAGCUCUUAUGGAUGGAUUAGACAGCAGAGGAGAAAUUGUGGUCAUUGGUGCUACCAACAGGCUGGAUUCUAUUGAUCCUGCUUUACGAAGACCUGGUCGCUUUGACAGAGAAUUUCUUUUCAGCUUACCUGAUAAAGAUGCUCGAAAAGAAAUUCUAAAGAUUCACACGAGGGAUUGGAAUCCUAAACCACUGGACAUAUUUCUAGAAGAACUAGCAGAAAACUGUGUUGUAGGAUACUGUGGUGCAGACAUUAAGUCAAUAUGCUCUGAGGCUGCUUUAUGUGCUCUGCGCCGACGCUACCCACAGAUCUAUACUACCAGUGAGAAACUGCAGCUGGACCUCUCUUCAAUUCAUAUCUCAGCUAAGGACUUUGAGGUAGCUAUGCAAAAGAUGAUACCAGCCUCCCAAAGAGCUGUGACAUCACCCGGGCAGGCACUGUCCACCAUUGUGAAACCACUCCUGGAAAGCACUGUUCACAAGAUCUUAGAAGCCCUGCAGAGAGUGUUUCCACACGCAGAAAUCAGAACAAAUAAAGCAUUAGACUCAGAUAUUGCUUGUCCCCUGCUGGACAGUGACUUGGCAUACAGCGAUGACGACGUUCCAUCAGUAUAUGAAAACGGGGUUUCUCAACAUUCUUUUACUAAGGCAAAAGAAAAUUUUAAUUUUCUUCAUUUGAAUAGAAAUACUUGUUAUCAACCUAUGUCUUUUCGGCCAAGAAUAUUGAUAGUGGGAGAACCGGGAUUUGGGCAAAGUUCUCAUUUGGCACCAGCUGUCAUCCAUACUUUGGAAAAAUUUGCAGUAUAUACAUUAGACAUUCCUGUCCUUUUUGGAGUCAGUGCCACAUCUCCUGAAGAAAUGUGUGCCCAGAUGAUUCGUGAAGCUAAGAGAACAGCACCAAGCAUAGUGUAUGUUCCUCAUAUCCACUUGUGGUGGGAGAUAGUUGGACCAACACUCAAAGCCACUUUUACCACAUUAUUACAGAAUAUCCCUUCAUUUGCUCCAGUUUUACUACUUGCAACUUCUGACAAACCCCAUUCUGCUCUGCCAGAAGAGGUGCAAGACUUAUUUAUCCGUGAUUAUGGAGAAAUUUUCAAUGUCAAAUUACCUGGCAAAGAAGAACGGACAAAAUUUUUUGAAGAUUUAAUUCUAAAGCAAGCUGCUAAGCCUCCUAUAUCAAAAAAGAAAGCAGUUUUGCAGGCCUUGGAGGUACUCCCAGUAGCACCACCUUCCGAGCCAAGACCAUUGACAGCGGAAGAAGUAAAACGACUAGAAGAACAAGAAGAAGAUACAUUUAGAGAACUGAGGAUUUUUUUAAGAAAUGUUACACAUAGGCUUGCUAUUGACAAACGAUUCAGAGUAUUUACUAAGCCUGUUGACCCUGAUGAGGUUCCCGAUUAUGCCACUGUAAUAAAGCAACCAAUGGACCUUUCAUCGGUAAUCAGUAAAAUUGAUCUCCACAAGUAUCUGACUGUGAAAGACUACUUGAGUGAUAUUGAUCUAAUCUGUAGUAAUGCUUUAGAGUACAAUCCAGAUAGAGAUCCUGGAGAUCGUCUUAUUAGGCAUAGAGCCUGUGCUUUAAGAGAUACUGCCUAUGCAAUAAUUAAAGAAGAACUCGAUGAAGACUUUGAACAGCUUUGUGAAGAAAUUCAGGAAUCCAGAAAGAAGAGAGGUUGUAGCUCCUCCAAAUAUGCCCCAUCUUAUUACCAUGUGAUGCCAAAGCAAAAUUCCACUCCUGCUGCCGACAGAAGAUCAGAUCCAGAGCAGAAUGAAAAGCUAAAGACGCCCAGUACUCCUGUGGCUUGCAGCACUCCUGCUCAAUUGAAGAGAAAAAUCCGCAAAAAGUCGAAGUGGUACUUAGGCACCAUAACAAAACGAAGGAGGAUUUCCCAGACAAAAGAUGAUGGCCAAAAUACCACAGAUGACAAAAUUGAGACGGAUGCAGAGGAAAACCAUGAUACAAGUGUGGACCACAAUGAAACCGGAAACACAGGGGAGUCUUCAGUGGAAGAAAAUGAGAAGCAGCAAAAUGCCUCUGAAGGCAAAAGAGAAUUGGGAAAUAGUAAUUCAAAUAUUUGCAAUGUUGAGAAUGAACUUGAGGACUGUAGGAAGACUACAGCAUGUGCAGAAUUGAGGAAAGAUAAGAUUGUUUGCAAUGGAGAUGCUUUAAGCUCUCAGAUAAUGGAUGUUUCUGAUGAAGCAAAAGAAAUGUGUGUUCUGCGAAUGACUCGAGCUAGACGUUCCCAAGUGGAGCAACAGCAGCUCAUUAGUGUUGAAAAGGCUUUGGCAAUUCUUUCUCAGCCUACACCCUCACUUGUCGUGGACCAUGAGCGGUUAAAAAAUCUGUUGAAGACCGUUGUUAAAAAGAGUCAAGAAUACAAUAUUUUUCAGUUGGAAAAUUUGUAUGCAGUAAUUAGCCAGUGUAUUUAUCAGCAUCGCAGGGACUAUGACAAAACAAUGCUUAUUCAGAAAAUGGAGCGAGAGAUAGAAAACUUCAAUUGUUCCAGAUCAUGAAGUCAUGAUAUCACAUAUUCUUUCUGUUCUGUUCCUAUUUAAUUCGCCUUUGUCUUAUCUACAUCAGUGAUGCAAGAUGAAAUCCUGCAUCUUUAAGGAUAAGAUUAAAAUACUAAAUAAAAAUAUUUAAAGUUUUUGGUAUUUAUGUACACAUGUAAGAUAAAUUACAGAGUUUACUGAUAAAUACUGGGGAUUUAAAUAAGUCACUGUAGUAAUGGUAAUGCUAUGACAUAUCAGUAGCUGAAGUGUGGCCAACUCUUAAUAAAAAAAGUUAAUUCGAUAACUGUUUUAUGGCCCCUAAGAGUGGUUAAUGACAUUGACACUUUUAAGCACUUUCAAUUUUAUCCUUCCUGUGAACAGUUUAUUGUUUCAGACUAGAAACGUAACCAUGUUUCUUUGCCAUCCUUUUUGUUGUCUUUGUUUUCUUCAGUUGCGUACCUCGCAUCUGCCUUUAGCUUCCCCUGCCUAGACACUUAAAAGCCAGUGUUCUAGUCAUGAUUUGCUGGAGGGCCCUUGACCAUUCUGUACUUGAAUGUCAAAAUUAAUGCUUUCUAGGUAAACAUUUUUCUGAUUCUAAUUUGGGUUAAUAAAUAUUUUUGGUUUAUUUUUACGAUAAUACACACAACAAAUGUGUUAAUAACUACUUUGUUAAACAGCUUUUUAAUAGCACAAAGCUUUUAUAUUUGAAAGAUGUUUAUAUCCUUCUAAAUUUGUGUUUAGGUUAUAUUCUAUAGAUACCUUUUAUAUACAAUUAUAUAAGUAUUAUAAAUUUUGUAUUAAUGAUACCAAAAAUACAUUUAUUUCUUUCUUAAAGCAAUAAAACCAUUCACUGCCAUGCAUUUUUUUUUUUAAGGAGAUAUUCUAAUAUUAGUUUGUAAAACAGCUUCUGUUAGAAACUUGCAAAAGGAAUAGGGGAUAAAGAUCUCAUAUGAGAGAUUUUGGAUUCUAAUACAGUUUCAAAGUUGAACUGCCUUUUGUUGAUUUAUCUGUACAUUGUAUGUAAAGCCUUCUAAAGCCCAGUAAUUCAGACACCUUAGUAGAUACUAUCUUAUGCAAUGCAUAAAGCAAUGCCAGUCACUGAAAACAUUUAGGUAUGUGUAUAUUCCUGGAUUCACACAUACACAUAUAUACUCAUUUUAUUGAAGUUUAUUAUACUUAUUCCAGAUGCAUCUUUUAUAACUGGGCUUUCAUUCUGUAUGUAUAGUUUCUGUAAUAAAUUUUAAAGGUGAAAAUUGCUUCUCA